Messenger RNA from Megalops cyprinoides (Indo-Pacific tarpon), 1535 nucleotides. RefSeq lists its product as uncharacterized. The transcript has 6 exons. The record is from RefSeq and is a predicted model, not a curated record. The coding region runs from base 11 to 808 and encodes 265 amino acids. Lineage: Eukaryota; Metazoa; Chordata; Actinopteri; Elopiformes; Megalopidae.
UACACCCAACAUGGCUGCCUCCAUGCUGAUGAGGUCGAGAGGCAGCGGGUGGACAUGUCUGUCUGUUGCCAGGCGCCUCUUCAGCUCUGGCCCUGCACCGGCCGGCCUUUCCAAACUGCAGUCUAACUUCCUCCUCUACCUGUGUCAACGGUUCCAUGAUGUGGAGCAGCUCGUCGCAUGGAGCUCCAGGCUAAAGGGCUGGGUGGUGCAGCGAAAGAACAGGUACUAUGGCUACACACAGCGGCAGUAUGGUGAAAACGUAGCCACGGCCUUCUACAUCCUGAGCAUGAGGGGAGCAUUCAGGUUUGCAGGGCAGUCAGAAUGGUUCCGGCCCGACUCCAGAGGAAAGUUCAGCUGGGACUUUGUCAAUUUCCGUGACGUCCCGCUCGAAGAGGCGGACUUGAGCAGGACGCUCAUAAACUACGCAGGACUGGACAACCUAGUGUGUCAGAGGGGGCUGCGCACUCUCUCACUGCAGGGCUGUCCGGAGGUGGACGACUGCUUCCUGUCCCGCCUCCACGUGUUCAAGGACAGCCUGGAGGAGUUGAACUUAUCCCACUGUCCCCGCAUCACUGUGGGGGGUCUGGCAGCCCUCCAUCACCUGAGGAGGCUGCGGAGGCUGGACUUGUCCUUCCUCCCGCGGGUGCAGAACCCGGGGUUGGUGCGCAUCCUGCUGGAGGAGGUGCUGCCGCACUGCCACAUCACCGGGGUGGAGUACAGCCAGGGCCUGCAGCCCGAGCACAAGAUGGACCCUGUCACCGAGGAGACCGCACGGGUGCAGGCACACAGGGAGACACUGGCACACUGACACACACACACACUCACACUCACGCACGCUCAGGGUCACAGAGGCACUGGUACUGACACCCACACACAAGAGCCCACAGUGAUCAUGCAUACAUACAUAUGUACAAGCACAAGUGUGCUUUUGAUCACAGGCAGACACUGACACAGUACUGAUCCAACACACACACAAGAUUUUCACAGAGACAAUGAUAUAGUGACUUAUCCAGCACACACACCUCCAAACGAACAAGAAGGCAGUUCUCACAGAUACGCAUUGUCACAGUUAAGGUGAACACAAACAUAAAUGCAGGGGAAAGACAGACACAGCAAUGAGAUGGCAUUAUAAUAUAGUGGUUUGGGUGCUUGUAAAAAGAACCUCAUUUAAAUUCCAGGUGGGCCACUGUUCUGCCCUCGAGCAAGGUACUAAACCCACAUUGUUGCAGUAAAUAUCUUGCUUUACACAAGAAUGUGAAAUGUAUACUGGAUGAGGGCUUCUGUUAAUAAUGUAUAUAAUAAGACAUGAAGACUCACAACAUUGGCAUUUUCUGUAAAGCAUAACACACGCUGUGUUCAAUGAAGCUAACCCUCCGGUAUCCACCAAGAAGCCGGUUUGUGCUUACACACUGUGUGUGGAAUGAAUCAUGAGCCUUUAUAAAGGGGUUCAGCAUGGGCUAUUGGUUCCUUACAAGGCCGUGUGUAACCAGUUGUGAAUUUAUGCCAAAAAUGCUAGUAGUUUGGAUGAUAAUCAA